This is a messenger RNA of Priapulus caudatus, 1034 nucleotides long. RefSeq lists its product as uncharacterized. Bases 121 to 609 code for a protein of 162 amino acids. NCBI's taxonomy places the organism in Eukaryota, Metazoa, Priapulida, Priapulimorpha, Priapulimorphida, Priapulidae. The transcript has 3 exons. The record is from RefSeq and is a predicted model, not a curated record. Gene Ontology annotation, molecular function: acyltransferase activity, transferring groups other than amino-acyl groups.
AGCAAAUCGACUCUCAGACUGUAUAUUUUGUUCGCACUACUUGACAAUUACAUGCCUGUGGCAGGUGCGACAGCAGUUUACCUGUGACUGUUAUUUGUUGCACGAACGUGGAUAACCACAAUGAUCACGAUCAGACGAGCCACUGCUGACGACCACAAGGCAGUCUACGGCAUCAAUGAACACAUCUACAACGAUACUGACCCUCUGUCCGGUGAAAAGCUCUACCGACAUCACCUGACACGUCCCUACAACUACGCAUACAUAGCAGAGUUAGACGGGAGAGCUGUUGCAUUUGACCUGUUCACGAUUCAUGAAGCCAGUAAAACUCUGAUCAACCGCUUUGCUAGAGUCUCUCCUGAUAACCAGAUUAAAAACCUCCAUCGUCACUUGGUAGAACAUGGCUUUAACGACGUCCUCUCUAAACACAGCGACGUCAAAGAAAUAAUAUACUUGAAGGCGAACGAAGGACCAAUUGCAAAACUGUGGCCAAAUCACGCACUCAUUGACAUAUUUGUAAGACUUAAAAUUGAAUGUUAUAUAGUAUAUACACUGCAGCUCAAAUCAUUCAUGAUUUUUCUCUUAUAUGAAAGUUUUAUUAAUAGUUGUUAAUCUUUGUGAAAAAUCUUACAUUGCCUGUAAUAAACUUGUUAAAACUGUGGCAGUAUAUGCAGUGUCAACGAUAGGCGUUGUCACAGAGUAAGCCCAUAUAUUAUUAGACCUAUAAAUGAUGUCAUGAUGAUGACCUAUACCAUGUCUGAUGAUGUUCAUACUGAAAUCGCUUGAUAUUCCAAGAUAUACAGAGUGCAUGAUCAUGUGAACAAACUGCAAUAACUUGUUCUUUCAGUGGGAGUUAUUCCUCUCUUCAUUACAAACACCAAUAUUUAGAAUCAAAGGUAAUCAUUUUAUUUAGUCAUCUUUCCAGCGCCUUUUCAAUCAUUUUUUAGCGGCCAUUCCUGUUCGAUUUUAUACCUGCACGAGACUUGCUCACAGAUGCCAACGGAUAACUAGCUUGCUACCAUGGAAACUGACUGAAA